This is a messenger RNA of Bombus impatiens (common eastern bumble bee), 1217 nucleotides long. RefSeq names its product vesicle-associated membrane protein 7 (gene Vamp7). Gene Ontology annotation, cellular component: membrane; SNARE complex. Bases 242 to 904 code for a protein of 220 amino acids. Lineage: Eukaryota; Metazoa; Arthropoda; Insecta; Hymenoptera; Apidae. Gene Ontology annotation, biological process: vesicle fusion; exocytosis. The record is from RefSeq and is a predicted model, not a curated record. The transcript is spliced from 6 exons. Gene Ontology annotation, molecular function: SNARE binding; SNAP receptor activity.
GUCAACGGAAUACACACUGACAAUGAUCAACUGUCAUGUGUUACUGAUAAUCUCGGACGUUGCUGUUGACGUGUGCUGAUGGAUCAUAGGACAAUUCUCAUGAAGUUACAAUUCGUUGAUCAAUUAAGUUACUCAUAAAAACGAUCUCAGGAGGGAGAACAGUAGAAAUUGUCAGGUUAACAUCGAACAAAGUGCACAAUCACUUCUCAAUUCGCGCCAUCCUAAUAAUUGAGCAUUCAUCAUGCCAAUUUUAUAUACCGUGGUGGCUCGAGGGUCAACGGUAUUGGCAAAAUAUGCUUCCUGUACUGGAAACUUUGAUGAAGUAACAGAGAGCAUUCUGGCAAAAAAAGCUGAAAAUGACAAGGUUACAUAUUCACAAGGACAAUAUCUUUUUCACUACAUCUGUGAAGAUAACAUUAUUUAUAUGUGCAUUACAGAUGAUGAUUACCAAAAAUCCAAAGCAUUUUUAUACCUGGCAGAAAUUAAAGGAAGAUUCUUGGCUGCAUAUGGUCAAGAUGCGCAAACUGCAAUUCCCUAUGCGAUGAAUACAGAUUUUGCAAGAACUUUAGCUAGUACAAUGAAACAUUACAAUGAGUCUAGUCACAAAGUCGAUGUGCUUGAUAGCGUUCUCGGUGAUCUGGAUGAAUUGAAAGAUAUAAUGAGUAAAAAUAUUGAUAAUGUUGCAAUGCGUGGAGAACGGCUAGAACUUCUUGUAAACAAGACUGAAAAUUUAUCUACGAAUUCAGUUACAUUCAGAAAAACCAGUAGAAAUUUAGCACGCUCUUUGUUUUGGAAGAACGUAAAAAUUUACGUUAUUGUUGGAGUUAUUCUAAUCGUUGUCAUAUACGUUAUUGUGUCGAUAUCUUGUGGAGGUUUGGCAUGGCCGAAAUGCGUCGGCAAUUAAUUCACCUUUGUACUAUUCAGAUACAAUGUGUUCUGUCUCAAAAAUGUGAUAAGAAUGUAAUCGCGGUUGGUUCGUGGAGAUAUACUGUAAGCAAACGAGAAAAACAUUCACGGUACAUGUUUCAUUCCCAGAUUUAUUACGUAUGAAGAACUGAGAAAAAAUCUCGUCUCAUUCCGUGGCUGUACCGAAGCGAAAUGUAGGAGUAAAGAAAAUGCAAUUAGGAAAUGUAUAGAUAUAUAAAUAUAUAUAACGCUUAUGAUAUUUUUAUUAUCUUAUUAAAAAAAUACAAACAUCACUGGUAUUUGUCAAGAGA